ACCAGGUGGAAGAAGAAUAUGCUUCUGAUGAAACCUGAGAGUACAUUGACGGAGCUAAAUGUGUAUGGUUUAUGGGCAUACGACACAAUUUGGGCAUUAGCGAUGGCAGUGGAAAAAAUUGGACCAGUAAAUCUUGGCUUCUUGGAGUCAGGCAACAGCAAGAAUGGAAGUGAGAUUUUUAAUUUAAGAGUUUCUCAACCGGGCCCAAUACUUCUAAGAGAGCUCCAAAAUACAACAUUUGAAGGCUUGUCUGGAGAGUUCCACUUAAUUGAUGGACAGCUGAAACCUUCACCUUUGGAGAUAUUCAAUGUUCAUGCAACAGGAGACAGAGCAAUAGGUUACUGGACACCGGAUGGAGGAAUAACGCGAAAAUUAGAUUUAACAGGUCGCCUGAAAUAUUCAACUUCCACAAAGGAAUUAAAAAGCAUUGUCUGGCCUGGAGAUUCAGUAAAGCAGCCAAAAGGCUGGUCUAUUCCUUCAACAGGGAGAUUAAAAGUGGGGAUCCCUAAGAAAUAUGGUUUCACUGAAUUUGUCAAUAUUUCAACAGAUCCUCAGACAAAGCAGGUCAAAGUCUCUGGUUAUUCAAUAGACAUAUUCCUUUCUGCAUUGGAACUGCUACCUUUCAGUGUUGAUUAUGAAUUUAUUCCUUUUACAAAUGAAAGUGGACUCAGUAAUGGAACAUAUGACGAACUUCUUCAAAACAUACUAGGCAAGACUUUUGAUAUGGUGGUUGGUGACACAACGAUUUUGGCUGACAGGGCAAAAUAUGUUGAUUUUACACUGCCAUAUUCUGAAUCCGGAACUGUUAUGGUGGUUAAACCCAAAAAAGAUAAAGACAUGUGGGUAUUCAAAAAGCCUUUUAGUUGGGAUCUUUGGCUAACGAUUGUCAGUACCUGCAUUUUUAUUGGAAUAGUCCUUCGAAUAUUAGAGAACCGAGCAAAGAAGGAUUCUGAUUCUCUUAGACCACAUGAACAGCAACUUGGCUUGCUCUUUUGGUUUCCAAUUGCAGUUCUCGCUUUUCCUGAAAGGAAUAUGGUUGGCAACAAGUGGUCGAGGUUUGUGUUGGCUGUAUGGUUGUUCAUGGUUUUCAUCCUGAUGCAGAGCUAUACAGCAAAUUUAUCAGCGAUGUUUACAGUAGACCAGUUUGAUUUCAGAUUUUCCGAUGAUUAUAACGUUGGCUGCCAAGCAGGUACCUUUAUCAGGGAUUUCUUGAUAAAUCGUCUCCACAUUAAUUCGUCAAGGAUCAAAGAAUACUCAACAAUUGAUGAAUAUCAUGAUGCCAUGUCUAAAGGCAGCAAAAAUGGAGGAAUUGAUGCCAUUUUUGAUGAAAUCCCUUAUAUGAAACUGUUUCUUGGUCGAUAUGAUUCCAAAUACAAAAUAGUUGGACCUACAUACAGGACGGAUGGAUUUGGCUUUGCACUCCCAUUAGGAUCUCCACUGGUAGUCCAUUUCUCUAGGGCAAUCCUUGCAGUCACAGAAGCUACAAACCUGACUGCAAUAGAGCAGAAAAACUUUGGACUUCAAUACUCUUCUGAUAAUCAAAUUGAUGCAAUAAAAAAAGCUAGCCCCAGUUUAACUGCUUACAACUUUGGAGGACUUUUUAUCAUAAUAGGUUCAACAUUGAUAUUUGCACUGUUGUGCUCCGAGACUCCAGUUGGUCGAAGACUCGUCGCAGUGGCAACAUCUUUUGACCACAAAUGUUUCUCUUUCCUAUCAUUCAGAAGAAACGGCAAAUCAAGGGUUCGCUCAAUGGUCCAUGCUGAUCCGAAUGGAGAUUCAUCUAGCGAAGAAGAAGUUCGAGGGCCUAACCAGUUCAAUGUAAAUGAUUUGUCAGGACCAGGCAUAGAUCAUGAUUCAGGGCAACGCCAUCUGAUUACUCCAGCUAGAGAUGGUGAAGCUAAUGAAACUGUGGAAAGUGAUUCAAUCCAGGAAGUUCAGCUAACUGAUCAAACAAACACAAACUGGUUCUUGAAUAAGCAUACAGUAAUGUAAAUAUUUCAGACAGGAUAGAAAGGGAAUCCCAGGCUUCAAUGGUUUCAGCAAAUAGGUCUUGCAGCCAGCUUUUGGGAUGCAGAUGAUCCGGGACAAACAUGAGCGGGAGUUAUUCAUGCUGGUUAAUUUGUAGACCUUUUAAUUGAGCCUGUGCUCUA
Coffea eugenioides is the source of this 2150-nucleotide messenger RNA. RefSeq names its product glutamate receptor 2.2-like. The record is from RefSeq and is a predicted model, not a curated record. NCBI's taxonomy places the organism in Eukaryota, Viridiplantae, Streptophyta, Magnoliopsida, Gentianales, Rubiaceae. The transcript has 4 exons. Gene Ontology annotation, cellular component: plasma membrane. The coding region runs from base 19 to 1992 and encodes 657 amino acids. Gene Ontology annotation, molecular function: glutamate-gated receptor activity.